Molecule: messenger RNA, 4913 nt
Organism: Dromaius novaehollandiae (emu)
Lineage: Eukaryota; Metazoa; Chordata; Aves; Casuariiformes; Dromaiidae
Gene: PWWP3A
Product: PWWP domain containing 3A, DNA repair factor
Exons: 15
Coding region: 231-2528 (765 amino acids)
Source: RefSeq, a predicted model, not a curated record
GUCGCUGGGGGGCGGGCGGCGCAGGCGAGGGGCGGGGCCGGCGGGCGUGAUAUGGAGGGAGGCGGCGGAGCGGCGGCGUCUGUCUCGCGCUCGCGCUCGGUAAACAAGGGGCGGGGCCGCCCCUCCCCCCGCAGCCCCCGGCCGUGAGGACCGUUUUGCAGGGCGUCAGGGAAACCGGGGUCUGCGGCUGUAGUGUGCUGGGACUUUCCUUUCCUACAUGAAACACAGUCAUGACAGAUCAAGAGUAUGUUCUUUGCAAGUGGAAGAAGCGUUUAUGGCCAGCAAAGAUUUUGUCCAAGAUUGGAGUUCCUGGAAAGCCACCUGUCACUAAUGCAAAGGAGGCAUCCUUUAAAGUCAAAAUACUUGGCUUGGAAGAACAGACUAGUGUCAACUGUGCAGAUACUGAACCACUGAAGGAAGAAUAUAUACAAAACAUCGCCUCUAAUUUAGCAGAUCAGGGGAAGAAUUCUAGCGAGGCUGUAGAAGAACUGAAAUAUCGUCGUUCUCUUAAAAUUGCCCUAGAUAUUUUGAAUCAAAAUGACUCACCCAGACAAGUACCACCCUCAGAAGACGAACCAAGUACUCAGUUAUCCCAGAAGCACAAUACAAGAUCUCUCUCAUCUACCCCCUUAACUACUUGUCAAUCAUUCCUAACUAAAGAAGAGUUAGAGUUUGAGACUCCCAAGAAGAAAAGAGAACAAAAAAAUAACCCCAACCUGAAAACUGAUACAAAAAAACAAAAGUUGAAACAUUCCCUCACUUUGGAAGAGGGCGCUAAAGCACACGAAGAUGGAACAAAACCUUCAGAAUGUAGGACUAGGGACUUGUAUAAUGCAUCAAACUCAGCAAAAAAUUGCAAAAUGAUGGAAUCAAAAUCACUAACAAGGCAGAAAAAAAUCAAGCCCAGACUGCUGCCGAAGUCCCAGACAACAAAUAAAUCCUCACUUAAGCCAAAGGAGGAGAAAAGUAAGCAAGGAAGAAAAAGACCAAAAGGUGCAGGAUCACCCAUAUCGUGUAUUAAUGAUUUCCCAGAAGAUCAAGUGCAUCCUCUUACUGAAGAAAGUAGUCCUGUGUCUGUUUCCUGCAAGUCUGACACAAUAGUGUCUGUCAGAAGGGCAAACACCAAAGGUCGACCUAGAAGGACAAUACUGGAUUCUUCUUGUGAAUGUGCCUCGGAUGACUUGGAUAGUAGCAUCAGUAAUGAGAGUGAAAAUCUAGCAAAGAAACUAGAUGGAAGAAAAAAGCCAGUAAAUUUAAAACGCAGAAAACAGGAGACCAAUGCAACUCUGUCUCCAUGCAGGAAAAAGAAAUGCAGAAAUUGCCCUGAAUCUUCACCUGGGCCUUCGAACCAUGGAAAUAUCUCUGAUAGUUUCCUGUCUAAGCUUAAAGAGGAGGAAAACAAAAAUACUUCACACAUGCUUAGGAAUAAAGUAAAGGACUUUCAGCUGCCUGACUUUGAGGAAGAUGAAGGAUUGGAAUCUUCUGGUAUGUCUUCAAAGAUCAGUUCCUCAGAGAAUUUCUCUCUCAUAUCAGCUCUGGUAGAUGAGGAAGAAGAGGAAGAUGAAGAGCUUCCUAGUAUUCUAUCACAUCAAGAGCCACAGUCCAUUGAAGAAGGGAUUCUGGUCUGGUGCAAAUUGCGAAGAUAUCCAUAUUGGCCAGCAGUGGUAAAAACAGUGAAGCGGAAACACAGAAAGGCAAAUGUGCUGUUCAUAGAAGGGAAUACGAAUGACAAGACGAAAGGUUUUUCAGUAUCUCUUAAGAAUCUAAAGCACUUUGAUUGUGAAGAAAAGCAGGACUUAAUAGACCAAGCCAAAGAAGCUUACUGCCAAGAAAUCGAGUGGUGCAUUCGAUUGAUUUCUGACUAUCGGAUUAGAGUAGGUUGUCAUUCUUUUACGGGAUCCUUCUUGGAAUAUUUUGCUGAUGAUAUCAGCUAUCCAGUUAGAAAGGAAGGUAUUCAAGGUUUAGUCCAAAUGAGCUUUACAAAUAUAGCGGAGGAAGAGCUUGAAGAAUCUCCACCAGAAACUUCACCUAGCAAGCCCUCCAAGAAACUCCUUCCUGACAGAACAAGGGCUGCUAGAGAUAAAGCUAAUAAAAAGAUAGUGGAGUUUAUAGUGAAGACCAAGGGGGCAGAAGAGCAUCUUUUGGCUAUCUUGAAAAGCAGAAAACAAUCCCGGUGGCUGAAAGAAUUCCUGAAUUCAAGUCAGUACGUGACCUGCGUUGAAACUUAUUUAGAGGAUGAAGAACAAUUAGAUCUUGUAGUAAACUACCUGAAGCAAGUAUAUCAUGAAAUAGACACCAGAAGUUUGCAUCGAAUAAAUGGAGAUGGAAUAAAGUUUAUUUCGGAUGUCCUUUUGCCUGAAGCCAUCAUUUAUGCGAUUUCUGCUGUGGAUGACAUAGAUUACAAGAAGGCAGAAGAGAAAUACAUAAAAGGACCAUCUGUGAGCAAAAGGGAGAGAGAAAUAUUUGAUGAAGAAAUUUUAGGAAGAAAGAAGUGGAAGACUGAACUAGCAUCUGAAGACAGCAAAUAAAUAGUGGUAGGAACUUUACUGAGUCUAUAGUGGCACUGAAUGUAUAUAAUGGAGAAGUGGUUACCUGUAUAAAUGUGUAAUUUUUACUUUUUUUAAAAAACUGGUAUGUAAAUAGUCUGCAAAAGAUGUAACAAAUCAUUAAAAUGCUGUAUUACCUUAUGAUACAAUUGUAUCUUCAGUCCUUGCUCUCAAUUCUGCAUAAUGGAGCUGUGUAUUACUUUCCUCAAUCUUGCCAUGCUGAACUUCCUGUGAAAGACAACCUAUAAAUACGCAGUAACGCUAUUACAAGUGUACUGCCAGCCAGUUAUGGUCAUCCACUCAGUGUGCUUGAAGCGGGAUUCACAGGAGAACAGGUUUUGCAAAGCUGCUUGGUGUAACUCUUGUAUUAAGUUUUUUGUAUUAAUUAUUGUGGCCAAAUAUCUCUGACAAACGAAGGUCAACUGUCCUCUGAAAAACAUGUACUGAUAAACCAUGUAGCCGUGUAUUGCUUUGUAACUGUACUGCUACUGAAUAUACUGUCUAAAAAUCUUUCCAAAGGGUCGACUAUUCUUACUCUACCUGUGUUUAAGAAUGGGAAAUAAAACUGGUACCUAGUGAUGAAACCCAAGUCACGAAGGCUUUGGUGUUCUGUUUUUGGGUUUUUUUGGUAGGACAACUGUGAAAUUAAGUGGAGAAGGAAUCCAGUGCGUACUUAAACAAAAAGUUUCAUAUUUCCACUUAAAAGUUAAACCAUUUUGAAUGCUGCUUUAAAAAUGGUGUUUAUUGAUACCAAGAGUUCCUAAAAAUCAUUAUUCUAUCCUCUUUUUUUUUUUUUCUUUUGUCUGACUUAAUCAUGCAUUGUUCCCUCCCCAGGCUCUUGCUAAAAGUGUAAUAUAUUGCAGAUAAUUACUUCUGGCAAACCUGCAGCACAAUUGAUAACUCUUUAAUAGAAAAGAGACAAUAAUCGGUAUUUGCAUAUACUACAGUCAAAAUCUGAUCUAUUUACUUGUCCAACAGGAACAUGAUUUGAUUUACAAGUAGUCAAAUUGAAGAUUUAGUGAGAAAUUAAGUGAGAAACUUAAGUAUAAAAUGGUAUAUUGAUUCUGUGUUAUCUUGGGUAUAAUAUUAACUGAAUCUCAUUUAAUCUUAAUUACACUGUAGUGUAUAUUGAGUCUCAAUACUCACUUGGAAUCCUUAGUCACAUAGAACAGUGACAUUCAUGGGUACCUAAAUGAUGAGAAUAUAAUAAAUCUCAUUUCUUUUAGUUUUCACUAAUUUUUGUGAUUAGGAAUAAUGCAUUUCCUGUUGUAAUAUAACAUUUUUGAUCACAAACUUAUAGAAUUAACUGUGGAGACGUGAAUGACACGUAAAGAUGGAGAUUCCUUGGGCCAUGUGCAGCUAUUUCAAAGUGUAUAAAGUUUCCUGCCUGUAAAAAUGAACCCUACUUAGGUGCUCUUCCUGCAGGCGUUAGUAAUGGUGACUUAAAGAUCAACAUAUCCUAAGGUUCCCUCUCCUUUAAGACAUAAUGAUCUGUACACUUUUCACAGUAAUUACUGUGAAUACAGUACUACAAGAAAAUCCUUCUAAUAGUGUUAAGAUCUCUUUUUAAGCUAUUGCACAGAAGUGUAACCUCCAAAUUCUGCUGCCUUCUUUAUCCAAAUACUUGCUUUUUCAUACCUUUCUCCUAAGAAUAUCUUCGUUUUUACUUUUGAUUCAACAGACCGGUUGAUUUUAAAUUGUACUAUUUCACCAGGGAGUGACUAAGUAUACAUUGUGUUGAAGCACUUUGAAAGGGCUUUUAAAGAUGUAAACAUUUUAGCUUUUGCAUCAGGAUGUUAAAAUUACUUACAGUAAUAUUAGUAUUGCAAUACCAAAUUCAGCAUUGCAGUGUACAGUUUUUACUGCUGUGAUGCUGUACAUAACUGAUUUAGGAAAUCACUUAAAACUGGCACAUGAAAGAUACUAAACCUUAGAGUUUGCAUUACUUUUCCUGUAAGGUGUUUAUUUCAAAUGCCAAUUUUGAUCUGUGGCCUUAAUUGCACAAAGCAGGUGUCUUGCACCUGAAUUUUGUAUGUCAGAUGCAACCCUAGAAUCAUGUUUUUAAACAGUAUCACAGUUUCAUGUUGUUAAACAAAGAGCAACUUGUUUUACAGAUAGUAAAAUUGAAGAUUUAGUGAGAAAUUAAGGAGAAAGCAGACUUACUGUUUCCUGUUGUUGUGCUUUAUUUAAAACAGGUAUUCAAAUGCCUCAUCCCUGUCAAGAACAAGCUACUGAUUAAGGUGGUUUCAUUUUAGUAGAUGUAGAUUCCUUUAACUGAACUGCAUACCUGUAACAGUGUUAAUCAGCAACUGCGUAUGCUGCCUGCUUGUGUUUGUUUCUAGGCUAUUAAAAGAAUCUGGAACAAGA